Necator americanus (New World hookworm) is the source of this 246-nucleotide messenger RNA. RefSeq lists its product as uncharacterized. NCBI's taxonomy places the organism in Eukaryota, Metazoa, Nematoda, Chromadorea, Rhabditida, Ancylostomatidae. The coding region runs from base 1 to 246 and encodes 81 amino acids. The transcript has a single exon. The record is from RefSeq and is a predicted model, not a curated record.
AUGACUGAUGCGGUCGUCCACGGCUUGAAUGGACCUUGCGGAAGCGACUGGAAGGAACCUGAAACUGAAGGAAAGCCACUACGAAAGGUGCGCUUAACUCGCUUUGGUGGAGGUGAGGAACCACCGCUAGAAGAAGAAGAAGACGUAACGUCGACUUCACCCGAAGUGGCGGCGCGGGUCGAAGAAAUUUGGGGUGCUGUGGGAGUAAUGGAGAGAUUCUCCAUAGACGCAGUUAAGACGUACUGA